Messenger RNA from Callithrix jacchus (white-tufted-ear marmoset), 5022 nucleotides. RefSeq names its product lysophosphatidic acid receptor 5 (gene LPAR5). Gene Ontology annotation, cellular component: membrane. Gene Ontology annotation, molecular function: G protein-coupled receptor activity. Gene Ontology annotation, biological process: G protein-coupled receptor signaling pathway; behavioral response to pain. The record is from RefSeq and is a predicted model, not a curated record. Lineage: Eukaryota; Metazoa; Chordata; Mammalia; Primates; Cebidae.
GCAGGCAGGCCUGGGCCAAGGAGGAGGGAAGAUGUGUUGGCUUCAGUGACUCCUCUCUGAGGAAGAAUGUGGCCCCGGGGCAGAAGGAGGCCUCCCCACUCACCCUGGGGACGUUGUACUGUCCCCAAACCUCUAGGAUGAGGGUUCAUCCUCCGGUUCCAUCUAGUCUUCCAUCUCAUCCCUGCCCCUCAGGCACAGGAUAAAUGGAAGAACAGGAUUCAUUUGUGCCCCCAAACAACUCUGGGACAGAGCUUUUCACAAAGGCUUUAGACGGAGCUAAGCUUCUGCUGAAGGCUCAGCACAGCUGGCAUCUGUUUGGAGGGCCUGGAUAUAGAGAUACUGAGGAGUCUUCAUGAUGACGCCUGACUGUGGGGAAGGGGUGCAUCCUCCCAACGCUGCCUGAACACAGAGGCAGAGGAAGUAGGCUUCGCUAAUUCAGCAAGUGGGUUAGGGCACACUCUAAAGAGGGACUUCCUGUGUCGGGGCUGAGACACUGAUGGGCCACGAGACUCUAAAAGGAGGAUGGGGCUAUUCCAGAGCUGAUCCUCGGGAGCCAGGAGGAUGGGAAGAUGUGAGAAUCCUUCUUUUCAGACCUCUGACCCUAAGGAAUUGGAGUCCGGAGACCCAUGAUGUGAAUUAUUUGAAAGAGGAGGCAAAGACAGAGCAAGGCAUGUGGUGCUUGUGGGGAGGUUGGUAAGGCAGGAGAGGCAGAUGGGAGGAACUGGGCAUUCCCCUCCCCCCCACACCUUUCUCAUUGUCCCCAACCCCCUGGUGCUUUCUCUUCAGCUCCCCUCGACAUCAUUAGUCUGCUGCCAGAGAGGCUGGAAACCAGGGCAAGGUGUGUGUGGAGGAGUGAGGGAAUGAUCACCAUUUUGCCUCCUGCUCACUUUUACACUCUUGUUCUCACUUCCUGCCUCUGGCAGAAAAUAGCCCUGCCCCUCUGGCUUAUCUCAGCAAAAAGCAGUGCCCAGCCCAGCUCAGAGGGCAAUGGGACAGAUCCCAGAGGCCCUGAGGAGGUUUCCACUGCUGAUGAAGCUGUGACCAAACGCACCCACCACUUGGCAGCCCUCUGUCCCUGCAGCCAUAGUCCACAUUCCCAUGCCCUGCCUCUGCUUGUUUUGGGACCAUCUCUCUACAGCCUCUAGGCCCCAGCCCCAGAGGUGAAUGCCAUGCCCUGACCCUGGUGUGCCCCAUGGCAUCCCCAACCUAGCUCUCAUUACACAUUUGGCACGAUGUCAGCAAACACCUCAACCAACAGUUCUGUUAUCGAGUGUCCUGACUACCGAUCUACCCACCGCCUGCAUAUGGUGGUCUACAGCUUGGUGCUGGCUGCCGGGCUCCCCCUCAACGCGCUGGCCCUCUGGGUCUUCCUGCGCGCGCUGCGCGUGCACUCGGUGGUGAGCGUGUACAUGUGCAACCUGGCGGCCAGCGACCUGCUCUUCACCCUCUCGCUGCCCGUGCGUGUCUCCUACUACGCACUGCACCACUGGCCCUUUCCUGACCUCCUGUGCCAGACGGCGGGCGCCAUCUUCCAGAUGAACAUGUACGGCAGCUGCAUCUUUCUGAUGCUCAUCAACGUGGACCGCUACGCCGCCAUCGUGCACCCGCUGCGACUGCGCCAUCUGCGGCGGCCCCGCGUGGCGCGGCUGCUCUGCCUGGGCGUAUGGGCGCUCAUCCUGGUGUUCGCCGUGCCCGCCGCCCGCGUGCACAGGCCUUCGCGCUGCCGCUAUCGGGACCUCGAGGUGCGCCUAUGCUUCGAAAGUUUCAGUGAUGAGCUGUGGAAGGGCGGGCUGCUGCCGCUCGUGCUACUGGCCGAGUCGCUGGGCUUCCUGCUACCCCUGGCUGCGGUGGUCUAUUCGUCGGGCCGCGUCUUCUGGACGCUGGCGCGCCCCGACGCCACGCGGAGCCAGAGGCGGCGGAAGACGGUGCGCCUCCUGCUGGCCAACCUCGUCAUCUUCCUGCUGUGCUUCGUGCCCUACAACGCCACGCUGGCGGUCUACGGGCUGCUGCGGAGCAAGCUGGUGGCGGCCAGCGCCCCUGCCCGCGAUCGUGUGCGCGGGGUGCUGAUGGUGAUGGUGCUGCUGGCCGGAGCCAACUGCGUGCUGGACCCGCUGGUGUACUACUUCAGCGCCGAGGGCUUCCGCAACACCCUGCGCGGCCUGGGCACUCCGCACCAGACCAGGAUCUUGGCCACCAAUGGGACGCGGGAGGCGCUCGCGCAAGCCGAACAGUCCGUCACCACCGACGCCACCAGGCUGGAUGCCGCCAGUCAGGGGCUGCUCCGACCCUCCAAUUCCCACCCCCUGUCUUCCUUCACACAGUGUCCCCAGGAUUCGACCCUCUGAACGCACAUCAUGCGAUAGCGCGGUCCGUGCCCGACCCCCGGCGCCUCUGAUUCUGGGAGGUUUUCAGGGUGUACACACAAGAAGGUGGGCUUUGGAUCUUUGGGUAGCAACUCCAGUUUAGGAACGCAGACGAGUACAAAGUGUGGAAGCCAGGGCCCGGGGAAGGCAGUACUGCUGGAAAUGACCCCUUAUACUGUGAGCGCGCAGCGGACCCCUUCUCCAGAGGUGGGAAGUGAUGCAGAGAGCCCACCGGUGCAGAGGGCAGAUGAGGACAGAAUGCCUACUGGUGGGCGGGGCAUUAAACUGCUAAAAGCUGAUUAGAUGGAACAAAAUGAGCAUUCCGGAUUUAAACCACCACAGGGGCCUGAGAGCUGAACAGCCCCGGGUUGGAUGGACCAAGCUACUGAGAUGCCUGUUCAUCUGCUGUCUAGGGUCAUGAGUGCCGCCCACUUUCAUUUCUGCCUAGGCUUCCCCUACUCACCACAGAGUUCCAUAGGGACAGAACUAGGUUCUUUCUCACUUAGUGACUUGUGACAGUUUAGACCUGGCACCCAGCAUGGGGCAGUUGGAGCAGGGCAAAACUGACUUGUUUCCCCCUUGCCAAAAUUCAAGUCCAAACCCUUUUUUAGGUUAACCUUUCUUCCACCAUGCCCCUUUUCAGGGCCUCCUCCAUUCUAGGUCCUUAAUAUGCUGUCUCUCUCUGCUUUGUCCAGAGCAAGGAGAAAAUUCUUCCUACUAAAGCGUUGGUUCUCAAACUUUUUGGUCUUAGACCCCUUUACACUCUUAGAAAUUGAGGAUCUCAAAGAGCUUUGCUUAUAUUUUGUUGUUUUGAUGCUUGCCAUACUAGAAACUAAGCAAAUACCUUUUUAAAACAAAUACACAAGCACACAUUCCAUUAGCCACGAGAACAAUAAUGUCAUCACACACACUUCAUGAAACCUCUGGAAAACUCUACAGUAUACUUGUGAGACAAUGAGAGUGAAAGGGCCAGAUAACACCUGUGUAGCAGUAUUAUGAAAAUAGCUUGACCUCGUGGACUUCCUCGAAGGGUUGGUCCCUGGAUCUCAUCAUGCUUUGAGAACCAUACUUGUCCUGAAGUAUUAGAGUUCAUGGCUAACUUCUUCCCAGGGCAUUAUAUACAGUGCUUUUUAUUACUGUGGGGAGAGGGCAGGGCUAACAAAUUAAUUACUACUGAUAGUCUUCAUCUGCAGCCCUAGGAGUAGUGCAUCCAAUGGAACACUACCCUGGGCAUAUCAGAGCAGCAGCCCUGCGACUGGGGUGGGAGACUGGGGGGUGGAACUAGUCACACACUCAGUGGAAGGGGAUGGGACUUCUCUAGGUGAGGGAAAAGGGAAUUGUGCCACAGCCAGGAGAGAAGAGUUUAUGGGUAAGUUAAGAGUGACAUGGAAGGACAGGAAUGGUCUGUCCGUUCUUAGCAAGCUGGAAGCAAAGGAAAUGGGCCAUCUACUAUUCCUUCCCUCUUUACCCAAGUUGGGGGCUCUGAGAGGCUGCAGAAUUGGUACUUGUGUACUUCUUCAGACCUUGACAUUACUGAGGGAGUGUUUGCCCUGUGUGCGUCCCGUAACAUUUCUGUCCCUAUGUCUCAAUAUUGUAUUUUCAUCUGUGUGUGUGUGUGUGUGUGUGUGUGCGCGCGCGCGCGCGCUGUGCGUAUGAUUGAGAGAGAGAAAGAGAGAGUGAGAGUGUCAGGGUUCUUCUCCGUGUGUGUCCGUGGUUUAGUCCGGGGUAGCCUUUUGUGUGUGCCUUUAUGCCAGUGCUCCAGAUGGUGAUUUACAGGGGUAAAAUGACCCCUGGUGGCCAAAUCAGAGAACUGACCCAGAUUCCUCAAGGAUAGCCAUGAAAUCCGGGCCUUUCUCCAUCUAGGUGGAGGCUGGAGCCUGGAGCACUGCGCUUACCUCUAGCGGCUGUGGAAGAGGGGUGGUAAUUAGCACCCGCUCCAUCUCUCUUCAUCCUCCGGGUUCAAGACCUGCACCCUUCCUGUCCUGAGAGCACCAGCAGCGCCAAACCUCAUAGUCCAAAAUCUCAGCACUUUGCCCUAUUCAAACAGAAUCAAACAUAAUUUUUAAAAACUACUUGAGUACUUUCAUUUUUUAUUUCAUUUUAUUUUUUGAGACAGAGUCUCAAUCUGUUGCCCAAGAUGGAGUGCAGUGGCGUGAUCUCAGCUUACUGCCACCUCCGCUUCCCGGCUUUGGGUUCAAAUGAUUCUCCUGCCUCAGCCUCCUGAGCAGCUGGGAUUACAGGUGAGUGCCACCACAUCCAGGUAAUUUUCGUAUUUGUAGUAGAGACAGGGUUUCACCAUGUUGGUCAGGCUGGUCUCAAACUCCUGACCUCAGGUAAUCUACCUGCCUCAGCCUCCCAAAGUGCUGGUAUUAUAGGUGUGAGCCACCGUGCCCAGCCACUUGAGUACUUUUAUAGGCAGGUAUGUGAGUGAGUUCCAAAGUAAUUAAAACUCACGGCAUGUAUCACUUUCCAACAUACCAUAUAAUUUAUUUAUUUAUUCUAAUUUUUAUAGUUUAUCAUCUCCACCACCCGUCCUAUAUCCUAGGUAGAAUGUAAGCUCCAUGGGGGCAGGGAUUUUUGUUUGGUUCUCUGAUGAUUCCCAGCAUCUAAAACAGAGCCUGGCACAAAGAAAGUGCUCAAUAAAUAUUUGUUGAAUGAA